Phialemonium atrogriseum is the source of this 3686-nucleotide messenger RNA. Its product is annotated as armadillo-type protein. Lineage: Eukaryota; Fungi; Ascomycota; Sordariomycetes; Cephalothecales; Cephalothecaceae. The record is from RefSeq and is a predicted model, not a curated record. The transcript has 8 exons. Gene Ontology annotation, cellular component: cytoplasm. Gene Ontology annotation, biological process: protein import into nucleus. Bases 318 to 3353 code for a protein of 1011 amino acids.
UGGGGUGGGGCCCGCUGGCCCACGUCGAAAGCUCUGCUGCGGAUAACUGCAUCUGACUCUACAUUGCAUAUACAGUGACCUCAACCUUCUACCUAUCCGACUUGGGCAUCAGAGCUAUCACCUCACCUCACACUGACAACCGGUCGUUAAUGGCAUGAACUGUGGACGGCGUAAACAAAAAUGACAGUUUCGGCUUCAACUAAACCGACAACUUAGAUUUCCAUCCUUUGUACGGGGUUAGCCACGGUGGCGGCUGCUGUUCAAAGUACCUACCUAUCUGAUAUAUCCAGCCAUAGCAUGCUCGACUGUUUGUCAAGAUGGAACAACUCCCAUUACCAUCAAGCCUGGCUGAGGUGGAAGCUUUGAUUCGGGCUCUAUAUGAACCAGCUCCGCCAGAAAGUAUUUCGAAGAUCCAGGAUGUACUCCACAGACUCCAGAAGUCUGGAGAAGGAUGGCAGCUUGCCCGGAGCCUCCUCGCCAGCACUGACGACAAAAUCAAGUUCUUCGGUGCCCUGACCCUGAUGGUGAAGCUCAACACUGAGAACUCAGCCUUGAGUGAGAACGAUGCAAAGGAGCUCCUUCAGAACCUGGUUGGUUGGCUUGUCCGAUCUUUGGAAGACGGUUCUGGAACCUUGGUGAUUAGGAAGCUCUGUUCUGCCUUAGCAACCUAUUUUAUCCAUUUCUCACACCUCUGGCCGCACUGUGUCCGACAUCUCGUCUAUUGCCUUGAUCUCGGCCGGGCCGUUCCAGUCGAAGAACUCGACUCCAUACCCCCGAGUAGCCAGGUCAUUGGUUCCUUAACGGUGGCAAAGUUGCAGGCUGCCCUGUGGUUCGCGGCCUCCUUUGUAGAGGACAUUGGGAAGACGGACAUGAACUCGUCAAAAUACAACCAAACCCAUGAUCGCCUUGCACAGAAUGCCCCAGAAGUGACGAGCUUACUUGCCCGCGGUCUAGCGCCGGGCUCCGAACCGGCCAGGGCCAAAAUACAGGAGGACUCAAUCAAAUGCCUCCAGUCCUGGAUCCUUUACGCGCAGCGUGCUUCAUCAACGACCGACAUCUUGAUCGGCCCUCUUCGAACACUGAUCCCACCCACGCUGAACUGUCUCGCCAAUGAUGAUCUGUACGAAGCUGCGAUUGAACUCUUCACUGACAUACUAUCCAACUACUCUGGCUUCCUCACCAAAGAACACUAUAGUUCACUUGCCAGCUUGUUCGAGAGCCAAUGGGCCCAGGAGCGGUAUCAAGCUCUGCUCCAGGGUGACUUCGACUUCGACUCUCUGCAGUUCGGCUUAUUCAUGCUGGCCUACGGAGACGCCAAGGUUCAAGAGCUUAUGGAGGGCUCCGACGCCCAGUCUCAGAACUUCUUGUCAGGUCUUAGCGGACUACUUACUGCCUCGGGUCAUCCCGUGGGCGAGGACAAGAUCUUCGUGCCCGCUCUCGAGUUUUGGUCUACAUUUGUCGAGACCAUGACGGACAUCAUGUACUCAUCGGUGGAAGAGGAUACGAAAGCCUGGAUGCCCAAGGCUAUGGCGCACGUCAUGCAGGUUGUCGCCAAUUGCUGGCGGAAGAUACAGUAUCCUUCGAUCGAGGUCUUCGCAAGUUGGGAUUCGACAGAGCGGGUGGGAUUCAGCGAUGCGAGAAAGGACGUUGCCGAUCUUCUCCAGGCUGUUUAUACCUUAUCUGGUCCUCCCCUCGUUUCUAUGUUUGUCGACUCGCUUCUCCAAAGCCUUCCCUCUCAGGCCUGGGCCGAGCUUGAAGCCGCAGCGUUCUGCCUUGGCUCAUUGUCUGAUUGCAUCGCGGACGACGACAAGUGCGACGAUGUGCUCUGCAAGGUCUUUGCAUCUCCGUUCUUCGAGCUGUUAGGGCAGACUCGGGGCCCAAUACCGGUCCGUCUGCGCCAGACCGGCCUGUCCCUGAUCGAGCGCUACUCGGACUACUUUGAGCGCCAUGCAGAGCAUCUUCCCUCGGCAUUGAAUCUGCUGUUCGACGCCGUUACAGACCCGAUACUGGGAGGUCCGUCCGCCAAGUCUAUUUCCACGCUGUGUUCCUCGUGUCGCUCCAUCCUCACGGGAGAGUUGGGCGUGUUUCUGGGGCAUUACUCGGCCAUCCGCACUGGCCAAGUCAUUGAUUCUCUCGCCGAGGAGAGAAUUGUCCUUGCAGUAGCAUCCAUUAUCCAAUCUGUUAAGGUUGGAGCUCAGAGAUUGCAGGCUUUCGAGCAGCUGUUCUCUCUCAUCAGGGAUGACAUGGAGCGAUCUCUGCAGCUAGCGUUGCAUCCGGAACUGCUUGACCUUUCCGACCCUCUGUUCAGGAGAGGUUUGGAGUCGUCCCAGGUACAGGUGGUGCCAUCGGCAGACGAGGUCUCGCUGCAACUAUCGCUGAGGGCUCUUAGAUGCCUCAACAGCCUCGCCAAGGGGAUGCAAGACGUCUCGGAGGGUCCUAUUGACCUGGACGCCCCAUCAACAGACACGAGGAGUGUCGAACUAACGGGGAUCCACAACGAGAUUCUUGUAGCCAUAGAUCGAAUCCUGACCACGUUCUAUGGUAGCGGGGAGGUGGUUGAAGCUGUCUGCAACAUCUUCCGCGCCGGCUUCUCCGAGACAGAACCAGGGCCAUUCGUCUUCCCUCCGGACACGAUCUCGAGCUUCUUCAUCAAGCAGACGAUCAGGACACCUCGAAUAGGAACGCUCCUCCUCACCGCUUGCUCUUUUGUAAGCUCUCUCUACAAGGGACCCAGCGUCCAUGUUAGGGACAACCUGUCGAGGUUGUUGCCAUGGGUCAUUGGCCUGCUCCAAUCACUCCCUGAACCUGAAGCCGACACCGAGCUGGCUCCCAAUAGUAUCGACUUCGUCCACCGAGUCAUGGUAAAGCAGCCAGAGGUUCUCUUCAGUUUGCAACCUGCAUCAUCUCUCGAAUUCUUUCUCCUCUUUACCUUGAAGGUCCUCAACGGACGCCAGCCCCUGCCCAAGAAUGCAGCGACAGACUUCUGGACAGGAUUUAUUACCCUGAAGAGUGAAGAUCCCUCGACGCAGGCCUCGAUCACCGCUGCCAUGGAACACCUCGGCCCCCUCAUUGCCCAGUCCCUGGUGCAGAACAUUGGCGGUAACGCUUCGCGCAGCGAGCUGGACAGGCUCAGCGAACCGCUCAAGAAACUCGUCGUCCAACAGGCUCGUGCCAAGACAUGGCUAGAGCAAGCUCUAUACAGCGAGUCCUUCCCAAGCCCACAUGUCUCCCCUGAAGACAGGACACUUUUCUUGAAAAAGAUCAUCAGUUUAAGGGGUGGUCGGCCAACGAACCAAGUGGUGAGGGAGUUCUGGCUUGCCUGCAGGGGAUCCAACUUUGCGUAUGUGUCGUGAUUGGAAUACAAGGUUAGAAGGAGUGCCGGAUAAGCUCAUAUGGCCGGUUGUUCUCCCACGCCUCCUGCUUUGGAUGCCUCUGGAUCUCCCGAGACAUAUCGUAAUGGGAAAAUGGGGCACACAAGGUGGUGAACCGACCGUGGAAAGUGUGGAAAGCUGGAGGAAAGACCCCCUGUGUCAUAAAGGCUAUAAUAGUACAGGUCUGUUCUUACAGAUACGGGGAAAACGGAGAGGCCACCCCGGCGUCAUAGUCCCACAGCUGAUCUUACAAUCUUCAUCGUCUCCCCCGCGCUCUCCCUAGCCUUCACGGCGCCCUUCUCCUGCACGUCGUCC